This is a messenger RNA of Tribolium madens (black flour beetle), 1647 nucleotides long. RefSeq names its product post-GPI attachment to proteins factor 2-like. Gene Ontology annotation, biological process: GPI anchor biosynthetic process. Gene Ontology annotation, cellular component: endoplasmic reticulum membrane; Golgi membrane. The coding region runs from base 199 to 1002 and encodes 267 amino acids. Lineage: Eukaryota; Metazoa; Arthropoda; Insecta; Coleoptera; Tenebrionidae. The record is from RefSeq and is a predicted model, not a curated record. The transcript is spliced from 4 exons.
GAAUCCUUACUCUUUGGCGCCGAAACUAACCUCAAAUCAAGCAAGUUGUCAAAAUUCUUCCUCGGUAGCUCGGUAUUUAUUUAAUUCCACUCAACUAAAAUUAGAAUGUCUUUCCAACCUUAUGAAUAAAACCUCAACUCAUUCCCGUUUUUAAACUCCAAGAAUUAGCUCUUCCUACUGUUCUUCCAAGCAAGCACAAUGAAACCCAACAUCCAAAAAGAAAAUAUCAUCGUGGAAAACUUCAUUGUUCAUUACAUGCUAAGUUUUAAACACCUUUGUUUAGUGACGGUAACGUGCCCCCUUCUAGCCCUCAUCAUCUGCUUCAUAACCGCGUAUAUUUUCCAACCGGACGACAUCCACGAAACCCAUUGUCGUGUUUAUAAUAUUAUACCGUCAAUCAGCGCAAUCACAGGGAUAAGCCCCCAGAGGUACUUGUGGAGAAUCAGUGUCGCAUUUCACAUUGGACCAAGGUUUAUCAUAGCAGCAGUACACAAAUCAUACCAUUUGAAUCUGAUCAAUGUGUCGUCAAAACACCACGAUAAGGCCAAGUGGUGGCUGAAUUUGGCUUUCUGGUUAAAUGUCCUGGAAAUUGGGUCGCUGUGUGGGGUCACUUACAUUUCAAACAGGGAAAACUAUCCCAUUCAUGAGAAAUUGUUUAUAAUUUUCAUGGUGAGCAGCCUUACGCACAUGCUUGCGUGUAUCAAAGCGAUAAGAUGGGUGGCGGAAACAAAUAAUGAUCUUGAAAGUGUUCAGAAAGGUUUAUUGAUUAAGAAGUGUCUCCUAAUUCUCUCACUGGUUAGUACAGUGGGACUUGUUACGUUUUUCCUCAAACACAGAUUGUUGUGUCAUGAUAUGGCUUUCAGUUGGUUUGCGUUCUGUGAAUACAUAAUUGCGUUGGCCAAUAUGGCAUUUCACAUAACAGUGAUUUUGGAUUUUCCUACUGAACAUUUAGUUGUUGCAAAAGGAUUACAUCCUGUAACAAAAAAUAAUAAGUUUGAUUGAAAAUUUGUUACUAUUGAGCUAGUCAAUUAUACUCUCUUUUUUUCUUAGUUUCUAAGUAAAGUGUUACAUUCCAUCAAUACUGUUGUGAUUAUGAUAUUAUUUUUACUUUUUUUUUCUAUUGAAUCUCAUUGCAAUAGACUGGACUGAACUGUAUUUAUUUUUUACAACUCCUAUUUUUACAUAAUUAUGAACCGUGGGUGAGUCUUAUUUUUGAUAACUGCCUAAACUUAAUUAUUGGUAAAUUGUAGACUAAAAUUUAAACAAGAAUUAGUAUUUUAUAUAAUAACAUUGGAAGAAUUUUAACUUUUAGCAAUAUAGUUCAAACUCUUGUAAUUGGACAAGUUCAAGAGAAGUUUUGCUCAGUCAAAUGCUUCUAGUUAUUUAGUCAUGAAGGUUGAGGAGGCUACACUAAUCAGACGUUGAUAAGUCAUUUUCCUUAACAAUUAUUUUAGUAAUCUUUGUUCCCAAUCGGGAGAAUUUCAUAGGUUUAGAACUAAAUUAGGAUUUUGUCUCAAAGUUCUUCGAAUUGUCUUCAAUAAAAUUAACUUUAAGUUCCAUUCUUGUAGGCUUUAAUUUUCCGAAUGAAGUUAACCUAGUCAUGUGAAAUGUAUACAUAUCAGUUGUUUGAAUAAAACUCAAAAUAAA